This is a messenger RNA of Microthlaspi erraticum, 2175 nucleotides long. NCBI's taxonomy places the organism in Eukaryota, Viridiplantae, Streptophyta, Magnoliopsida, Brassicales, Brassicaceae. The record is from the annotation of a GenBank genome assembly.
AUGAUGAUCGCAGACGCCGUUUCCAAGCCUGUGAAUCAUCACCUCGCAUCUGAACAAAAAAGGGAUGCUUAUGGCUUUUCUGUGAGGCCUGACCAUGUGCAAAGAUACCGAGAAUAUGUUAAAAUCUACAAGGAGGAAGAAGAGGAGAGGUCAGACAGGUGGAUUAGUUUCCUGGACGGUCAUGCAGAUUCUGGGAAUGGAUCCUCUGAUGAUAAACAAACUGAAACUGAUAGCCAAAAAGAAGACGGAUUAAAAAAUUCAGGUUCUGAUUUAACUGCUAGGGAUGUGGGAGAGGAAGAAGAACAUCCCAAUGCAGAGAUGAAUGUGAAGCAAAUUCAGUUAUGGACUGAGAUCAGACCAUCUCUACGAGCAAUUGAGGAGGUGAUGAGUGUCCGUGUCAAAACGAAGGGCGAGCAAGAAGAUCAGAAAUUGACUGAUGAGGCCAAAUCUUCAAAGGGAGUAUAUGAGAAUGAUUCUGAAGACGAGUUCUAUGAUGUGGAGAGAUCUGAUCCAGUUCAUUAUGGUGCAAAUCUCUCCGGCAUAUCUAGUCCUGCUGAUGCAACUUCCCUAGAAUCUGCAUGCCCUUGGAAAGAAGAACUUGAUGUACUUGUUCGUGGCGGUGCACCUAUGGCUCUGAGGGGUGAGCUCUGGCAAGCAUUUGCGGGAGUAAAGAAACGCCGAGUCGAUAACUAUUACCAAAAUCUUCUAGCUGCUGAUAGUCUAGGAGAUGAUAUAAAGCAGGAGCACAUAGAGCAUGCAGAUGAGAAGUCUUCAAUUACAGACCCCCUCGCUGUUGCAGAGAAAUGGAAAGGACAGAUAGAAAAGGAUUUACCACGGACAUUUCCAGGUCAUCCUGCAUUAGAUGAUGAUGGCAGAAAUGCUUUGCGGCGAUUGCUAACUGCCUAUGCUAGGCAUAAUCCCUCUGUUGGAUACUGUCAGGCCAUGAAUUUCUUCGCUGCUCUUUUACUACUUCUGAUGCCUGAAGAGAAUGCUUUUUGGUCGCUGGUAGGAAUCAUUGAUGACUACUUCAGUGACUAUUAUUCAGAAGAGAUGAUCGAGUCACAGGUUGACCAACGAGUUCUGGAGGAGUUGGUUCGAGAGCGAUUUCCUAAACUGGUUCAUCAUCUAGAUUAUCUUGGAGUGCAGGUGGUUUGGGUUACAGGGCCAUGGUUUCUUUCCAUCUUCAUCAAUGUGCUUCCAUGGGAAAGUGUUCUCAGAGUGUGGGAUGUGCUACUAUUUGAAGGAAAUCGAGUUAUGCUUUUCAGAACAGCACUUGCACUGAUGGAGUUUUAUGGUCCUGCAAUAAUCACAACCAAGGACACUGGAGAUGCUGUUACUUUGCUACAAUCAAUGACUGGCUCAACAUUUGACAGCAGCCAGCUCGUUUUCACUGCUUGCAUGGGUUACCAAGAUGUACAUGAAAGUAGGUUGCAGGAAUUAAGAAGAAAGCACAGACCAGCUGUGGUAGCUGCAUUUGAGGAAAGAUUAAAGGGGCUUCAAGCUUGGAGGGACUCAAAAGACCUUGCAACCAAAUUAUGCAAUUCUAAGCAAGACCCAAGAUCCGUUUUAGUGAAUUCUAGCAAAGCCUCAUUGUCAAAUGGGAGCUUGUCUUGCUCUGAAUCAGGAUCUAGUUACGCAGAUGAAGUCUUGAUUGGGGAUGGAGAGACAGAAUAUAUUCAAGAUCUUCAAGGACAGGCUCUCCGACUGAAAGGUGAACUCUGCAAUUUGCUUGAGGAGAAAAGAUCCGCUUUACUAAGAGCUGAAGAGUUGGAGGUAGCUCUAAUGGAGAUGGUCAAACAAGACAAUCGGCAUCAACUGAAUGCUAAGAUUGAGCAGUUAGAGCAAGGGGUGACAGAUAUUCGAAGACUUGUUUCUGAUAAGAAGGAGCAAGAAGCUGCUAUGAUACAGGUAUUGAUGCGGAUGGAGCAAGAACAUAAGGUAGCAGAGGAAGCACGGAGACUUGGUGAGCAGGACGCAGCAGCGCAGAGAUAUGCUGCUGAAGUGCUUCAGGAAAAAUAUGAGGAAGCUGUUGCUGCGAUUGCAGAGAUGGAGGAGAGGGCGAUAAUGGCAGAGUCCAUGUUGGAGGCGACAUUGCAGUAUCAAUGCGGCCAAGUCAAAGCACAACCUUCACCACGGCAUGUGAAGAAAGAUCUGCUGGUCAUGACCUGUCCCUAG